AUGUUGGAGGAUCAGGUGGCGUAUCUCUUGCAGAGGUACCUGGGGAACUAUGUUAGAGGGCUCAGCAAAGAAGCCCUCAAGAUCAGUGUAUGGCAAGGUGAUGUAGAAUUAACAAAUAUGCAACUGAAACCCGAGGCACUAAAUGCAUUGAAAUUACCGGUGAAAGUUAAGGCAGGUUUUCUGGGAUCAGUGAAGCUUAAGGUUCCAUGGAGCAGGCUGGGCCAAGAUCCUGUUCUGGUUUAUCUGGAUCGUAUCUUUUUAUUGGCUGAGCCUGCAACACAGGUUGAAGGAUCUACAGAGGACUCCAUUCAAGAAGUUAAAAGGAAUCGAAUACGAGAAAUGGAAAUGAAGUUGUUGGAGAGCCAACAGCUCCUGAAUUCGGAAAUGAACAAGUCUUGGAUCGGGUCUUUAAUCAAUACGGUGAUUGGGAAUUUAAAGCUUUCUAUUUCUAACAUCCACAUCAGAUACGAAGAUAUUGAGAGUAAUCCAGGCCACCCAUUUGCAGCUGGCGUGAUGUUGGAUAAACUCUCAGCAUUUACAGUUGAUGAUAAUGGGGAGGAAACUUUUAUAACUGGAGGUGCAUUGGAGCGAAUCCAGAAGUCUGUGCAACUUGAACGAAUGGCUAUCUAUCUGGAUUCUGAUGUAAGUCCGUGGCACAUUGAAAAACCGUGGGAGGACUUGUCACCGUCCGAAUGGGGACAGAUUUUUGAAUUUGGUACAAAAGGUGGGAAACCUGCAGCUGAUAAUUUGGGAAAACACUCAUAUGUUUUGGAACCAGUAAGUGGAAAUGCUAAGUAUUCAAAGGAGCGUUCUGAUGCAUCAAGAAGAAAAGGUCAACCACUGCAGAAUGCUGCAGUAAAUCUGGAUGAUGUGACUGUGUGCUUGUCAAAAGCUGGGUAUCACGACUUGUUGAAAUUAGCUGAUAAUUUCACUGCCUUCAAUCAGAGACUAUAUUAUGCUCACUAUCGUCCACGUUUGACUGUAAAAAGUGAUCCGAGAUCAUGGUGGAAGUAUGCUUUUAGGGCAGUUAUGGAUAAAAAGAAGAAGGCCAGUGGAAUGUUGUCGUGGGAGCAAGUCCUGCGAUAUGCUAAAUUGCGUAAGAGAUACAUUUCUCUGUAUGCUGCGCUGCUCAAAUCAGAUAUUAACCGUGCUGUAGUUGAUGACAAUGAAGAAAUAGAAGGACUUGACCGGGAACUUGAUAUAGAUGUUAUUCUUCAAUGGAGGAUGUUGGCCCAUAAGGUUGUGGAGCAAUCAUUGGGAUCAGAAAAAUACCUAAAAGAGCAAAAGGCCAAGAAAUCGUGGUGGUCAUUUGGAUGGACUACUCAAACUAGCAAAGAUGAAAAUGAACCUGGUACUCUGACUGAGGAAGAUUGGAAGAGAUUGAAUGAUAUUAUUGGGUACAAGGAAGGUGAUGAUGAACAACUACUGACCCACGGCGAUAUGAAUUUGCCAUAUAUUUCAUUGAGCCUUCACAUGAAGCAUAAUGCAUCGAAGCUAACUGACUCCCAGGAGUGCCUUGCUGACUUAUCCUGCGAUAAUCUCGAGUGUUGCAUAAAACUGUAUCCAGAAGCAAAAAUUGUCGAUAUAAAAUUGGGAUCAUACAGAUUACUGUCCCCGAAAGGUCUUCUUGCUGUGAGCGAAACUGUUUCUAAUUCAUUGGUUGCUGCGUUCUGCUAUAAACCACUUGAUGUGGAUGUGGACUGGAGCCUGGUUGCUAAAGCUUCACCCUGUUAUGUGACUUAUAUGAAGGAUUCCGUUAACCAAAUCAUCGACUUCUUUGAAAGUAGUGCGACUGUAAGCGAGACUCUAGUCCGGGAAACGGCUUCUGCAGUUCAAAUGACAAUUGAUGAAGUCAAACGCACAGCGACGAAACAAGUGAACAGAGCAUUGAAGGAGCGUGCGAGGUUUUUCUUGGACUUGGAUAUUGCGGCGCCCAAAAUAACUAUUCCCACCGACUUCUCUCCUGAUGGUGUCCACCCUACCAGGCUUCUGAUAGACUUGGGAAAGUUAGUGAUACGUUCUCAGGAUAAUGCUGAAUAUGUUACACCUGAAGAGAUGAAUGUGUAUUCGCAAUUUGAUUUGGUUUUGAGAGAUGUAUCGGCUUUCCUGGUUGAUGGUGAUUAUCGCUGGAACCAAGCUUCUUUAAAGAGACCUGAUGGUUCAUUGAAGGCUGCCUUUGUCAGCUACCUACCAGUUAUCGACAGAUGUGCAGUAUUUCUAAAGCUUCAGCAGAUUAUAUCACCAGUUGCCUCUUUCCCGUCAACAAGGCUUGCCAUGCGGUUACCUUCCAUAGGGAUUCAUUUUUCUCCAUCUUGUUAUCAUCGCUUAAUGCAAGUUGUUAAAAUUUUUCAAGGGGAUGAUGCUGACCAUCCUGAUCUUGUCCGUCCUUGGGAUGAAGCUGAUUUCUCAGGCUGGCUGUAUCAGCUGGCACGGAAGGGUGUUGGAGGCAGAGAUGCAGUAUGGCAAAGGAGAUAUUUUUGUGUAGUUGGACCAUUGCUUUAUGUGUUAAAGGACCCUGAAUCAAGAAAUUAUAAACAAUGCUACAGCCUACGUGGUAAACAUCUAUAUCGACUUCCAUCUGAUUUACUUGGAGAUGUGGAACAUGUGUUGGCUGUUGGUGAUUCUGAGAGUCCCAAUGUCAAGGUUGUGGAAGAUGCAAAUUCCGUAAUUUUGCGCUGUGGCUCCGAGAGUUCUUUGAGGACAUGGCAAAGCUACCUUCAGGGUUCCAUUUAUCGAGCAUCGGGAAAUGCUACUUUAACUGGUCUAAUUGAAACCUUGUCGAAUUCAGAAAGCUCUGAACCUAGCAGUCAUGAUUCAACAAAUUCUCCUAUGACAGAAAAGUUAUUUUUAACUGGUGUGCUUGAUGAGUUGAAGAUAAGUUUCAGUUACUCGAGCAUGCGCGAUCAAAGUUUUAUGAAGAUGCUUCUUGCUGAUGAGAAGCGUUUGCUUGAGUUUCGAGCAAUUGGUGGACACGUGGAGCUUUCAAUUAGAGAGAAUGAUAUCUUCAUUGGCACAGUCCUUAAAGCAUUGGAGGUAGAAGAUUUAGUUUGCCGCAAGGGAACAUCUCAGCUCUAUAUUGCAAGAUCUUUCAUCACGAACGUCGCAGCCCCUUCUCUAUUGGAGAAUUCUGUUAGUAUAACACAUGAAAGUAGUGAUUUCAACCAGUCUGAAGGAGAUGAUGAGUUUUACGAGGCGCCUGAGGAUCUUAGUGAUUUAGCUGGUAGCCCCAUGUCACCAGAUGAUGAAAUGAAGGCUAUGAGUUCUGGAAGUAUUACACAAUCAGAAAACAACGAUUCAAAAGCACCUAGUUUUACGCGUGUUGCUGGUGUCCUACCGCGUGAUGCUACUCGUAUGGAAGCUGGUCAGGAGGGAGUUACAGAUGCAUUAGGCAGUUUUGUCAAAGCUCAAAUAAUUAUUUUCGACCAGCACUCUCCACUCUAUUCUAGUGUUGAUACAAAAGUGGUAGUCACACUCUCCACUUUGUCAUUUUACUGUCGUAGACCUACAAUACUAGCCAUUAUGGAAUUCGUAAAUUCUAUUAACAUUCAGGAGGAUGAAUGUGAACCUCUUAGUGAUACAUCUUCAACAUCUGCUGUACAACAUGAUACAUUCAAGGAAAUUUUGACUGAUGGUGUACCCUCAGUUCCAAUGGAGGAGCGUGUUGUUAAAUCUUUACUAGGAAAGGGGAAAUCGAGAGUGGUUUUCUAUUUACGGUUGAAUAUGGCUCGUGCUGAGAUAUUCUUGAUGAUGGAAAAUGAGAAUCAACUUGCUACUUUGGCACAGGAUAAUCUUCUUACUGAUAUUAAGGUGUUUCCUUCAUCUUUUAGUAUAAAGGCAUUCCUCGGGAAUCUUAGGAUAAGCGAUGACAGUCUUCCUAGUAGUCAUAACUAUUUCUGGGCCUGUGACAUGCGGAAUCCUGGAGGAAAUUCCUUUGUGGAGUUGAAAUUUUGUUCGUUUAGUGCCAACGAUGAUGACUAUGAGGGUUAUGACUAUAGCCUCCUUGGGAAACUGUCUGAAGUGCGAAUUGUCUAUUUGAAUCGGUUUCUUCAAGAGGUUAUCGGUUACUUUAUGGGUCUUGUUCCUGCCAAUAACAAAGAUGUUGUCCAAAUAGAAGAUCAAGUGACAAACUCGCAGAAGUGGAUUACACGAAGUGAAAUUGAAGGUUCGCCUGCAGUGAAGUUGAAUGUUUCACUUAAAAAGCCAAUCAUAGUAAUGCCUCAGAGAACGGAUAGCUUAGAUUAUUUGAAACUUGACGUGGUUCAAAUCACUGUUCAGAAUACCUGUAGAUGGUUUGGUGGGAGCAAAAGCGAUAUCAAGGCAGUCCACAUGGAUAUUUUAGAAGUCCGGGUUGAAGAUAUCAACUUAAAUGUGGGCUCAGGAUCAGAAUUGGGUGAAAGCAUAAUUCAAAAUGUCAAGGGUGUUUCCUUUGUCAUUCAGAGAUCACUCCGCGACUUGCUGCACCAAGUUCCAAGUUUAGAAGUUGCCAUCACGAUUGAAGAGCUGAAAGCAGCUUUAUCCAACAAAGAGUACGAAAUUAUCAUAGAAUGUGCACAAGCUAAUAUUUCAGAGAGCCCAAAUGUUGUCCCUUCAUUGGAAAAUGUAUCAGUGUCCCCUUUUGUUGAUGUGGGAGGUCACACUGUUGCUCAAGGAUUGGAUCAUGCGAGGUCUGAAACUCAGGCAAGGGAGAUAGUGGUGGCAACAGUGAUCUCUGUCCGUAUUGUUAUGGUCGAACUUCGUCUUCAUUAUGGUGUCACAACUGAUGCAUCACUCGCCAUUCUUCAGGUUGUGAGUGGAAUGUGGCUUUUGUACAAAUCUAACACGGUGGGGGAAGGUUCUCUGUCAGCCACGCUGAAGGAUUUGAUUGUUGUUGAUGAUCGUGAAGGCACAGAAAAAGAGCUUAGGUUGGCCAUUAGGAAGCCUGAUAUAAAUGGAGACAAUUUUUCUGACUCUGUGCCUGAGAACAUGGAUCAUGAUGUUGAGAACAAUCUCUUGGUGGACGACGCUAAAAAGUAUACUCCAGCAGUUCUAAUUUUUGAUGCCACAUUUAAUGAAAAAUCAACAUUUCUUUCUUUGUGCAUCCAAAGGCCACAGCUGCUUGUUGCACUAGAUUUUUUGCUCGCAAUAGUUGAGUUUUUUGUCCCAACAUUUCGUGGUGAAACAUCGGAUGAGAACGCUAACCCGUCACAUUUUCUCGAUGCUCUCAUACUUGACCAGCCAGUUUUCAAUCAACCCUCUGCAGAAUUCUCAAUAUCCCCUGAGAAACCUUUGGUUGUUGAUGAUGAAAGAUUUGACCUUUUUGUAUAUGAUGGAAGAGGUGGGAUUUUGUAUCUGAAAGACAGGCAAGGGUUGAAUCUAUCAUGUCCAAGUAGGGAAGCUUUGGUUUAUGUGGGGAAUGGAAAGAAAUUACAAUUCAGAAAUGUUACAGUGAGAAAUGGAACAUAUUUUGACUCAUCCAUUUUGCUGGGCGCCAACAGCAGCUAUUCAGCUAAUGAAAAGGAUAAUGUAUACUUAGAGGGGGAAAGAGGAAGCCCUUCUGAUAACUCUGAUGGGAGGAACAUUACUGCUGUGGCAUCAGCAAAUGGUACUUUGGGCAGCUCAACAGAAUUGAUAUUUGAAUUGCAGGCUAUUGGUCCGGAGCUCACCUUCUACAAUAAAUCAAGAAAUGCAGGACAACAUAUUAUGUCUAACAAACUGUUGCAUGCCCAAAUGGACACAUUCUGCAGGCUUAUUUUGAACGAUAAUACUGUAGAAAUGAGCACAGAAGUUGUUGAUUUGACCAUGGAAAGCAAUGGCAUCACUAUUUUGGAGCCCUUUGACGCAUCUAUAAAAUUUUCCAGUGCUUCUGGAAAGACAAGCCUGCAGUUGGUUGUUUCAGAUAUAUUCAUGAAUUUUUCAUUCAGCAUCUUGAGGCUAUUCUUAGCUGUCGAAGAGGAUAUUUUAUCCAUCUUAAGAACGACAUCAAAGAAAUCAACUGUUUUAUGUUCUGAAUUUGACAGGAUUGGAACCAUCAAAAGUCCUGUAAGUGACCAUGUUUAUGCAUUCUGGAGACCUCGAGCACCAACUGGUUUCGCUGUACUUGGUGACUAUUUGACACCGAUUGAUAAGCCACCUACAAAAGGUGUAAUUUCUGUCAAUACCAGCUUAAUACGAGUGAAGAAACCAAAAUCUUUCACGCUCGUAUGGCCUCAUUCUUCUCGCAGUGACAUCCUGCAGACUGAAGGAGUAGGUAGUUCUGAGUUGGCUAAAAAUGAAGGCAGCUCCGACGGGGACACAACAUGCUCAAUUUGGUUGCCUGAAGCCCCAAAUGGUUAUGUAGCAUUGGGUUGUGUAGUUUCUCCUGGAUGGGAACAACCUUCAAUUUCGUCAGUGUUUUGUAUCUCGGCAUCUUUGGUUUCCCCUUGUGGUCUGAGAGAUUGUGUCAGUAUUGGAUCAAACGUUGGAUGUCCGGACAUCGCUUUCUGGCGGGUGGAUAAUGCCUUUGGAACGUUCCUGCCUGCUGAUCCUGCUACGAUGAAUCUGACUCAGGGAGCAUAUGAAUUGAGACAAUUGUACUUUAGGUUACCAGAAAUUUCUCCCGACAAACUGAUAGGAUUUGAAAAGCAAACGUCUACAUCAGCUGGGGACGACGUUAUUCAGUCAGAAAGUUCAUCUACAGUAAAUUCUAGACGGAGGAUUGAAGCGGUUGCUACCUUUCGAUUAAUAUGGUGGAAUCAGGGCUCUGGAUCAAGGAAAAAGAUAUCCAUCUGGCGUCCUGUGGUCCCAGAAGGAAUGGUGUAUUUCGGUGAUAUCGCUGUUCAAGGGUAUGAGCCUCCAAAUACUUGUGCAGUUUUCCAAGAAUCAGAAGAUAACGAUCUGUUUAUAGCGCCUUCUGAUUUUCAACCAGUUGGACAUGUAAAAAGACAAAGGAAAGUGGAUAGCAUAUCUUUCUGGAUGCCUCGGGCUCCUCCAGGUUUUGUUACAUUAGGGUGUAUUGCUUGCAAAGGCAAGCCCAAGCAAUCUGAUUUUAUCUCUUUACGGUGCAUUCGCGCUGAUAUGGUCUCAACAGAUCAUUUUUUGGAUCAAAGUGUAUGGGAUUUAUCUGAUUCCAAGUUUGUAAGAGCGCCAUUUAGCAUAUGGACAGUUGGCAAUGAAUUUGGCACCUUCAUUGUCGGGAAUGGUUUAAAAAAACCUCCUAAACGGUUUGCAUUGAAGCUCAGUGGACGAGACACGCCAAACAGUUCUGAUGAUACUGUGAUUGAUGCAGAAAUAAGGACCUUUUCUGCAGCACUUUUUGAUGACUAUGGUGGCUUGGUUGUCCCAUUGUGUAAUAUAUCUUUGAGUGGCAUUGGAUUCAGCCUGCAUGGAAGACCUGAUUUGUUGAAGUCGAGUGUGACCUUCUCUUUGGCUGUGAGAUCGUACAAUGAUAAGUAUGAUUCGUGGGAGCCUCUUGUUGAACCAGUUGAUGGAUCAUUGAGGUACCAAUAUAAUCCAAAUACUCCUGGUGUAGCUUCUGAGCUUCGUGUUGCUUCUACUAGAGAUUUGAAUUUGAACUUGUCUGUCUCCAACGCCAAUACAAUUUUACAAGCAUAUGCAAGCUGGAACAAUCUUAGCCAUGUCCAAGAAAUACACGAGGAAGCAAGUUCUCCGACUAGUAAUUCUGUAUCUCUCACUGCUGUACAUCAAAAGCGAAGUUACUACAUUGUUCCUCAAAAUAAGCUUGGGAAAGACAUUUUCAUCAGGGCGUCUGCAGUCAAGGGACUUCCUGACAUAAUUCAAAUGCCGGCAGGAGAUAGAAAAGCUCUAAAACUGCCAGCUCCGAAGAACAUGCUUGAUUCUCAUUUGAAAGGAUGUCUUCUUCAGAAACGGCGUAUGAUGGUAACUGUCAUUGUAGCUGAAGCAGAGCUCCUGAAGCCAGAAGGCUUGGGCUCCCGUCAGUACAAUGUUGGAAUUCGGGUUUAUGAUGAUCAGAGUCACCCUAGCCAAUCACACCUAAAUCAACAAUUUGCACGAACUCGUGGAACUGGAUCAGAUGACUCUGAAUCUUCAGAUGUUGAAUUUGUGAAGUGGCAUGAAGUAUUUUUCUUCAAAGUCGACUCAGUGGAUUGCAGCAUGCUGGAACUAACCGUCCAUGAGAUUGGGAGAGGUGAGCCAGUUGGCUGCUAUAGUGCUUGUCUGAAUAAUGUGACUGGGUCUGAAAGCAAUCCUGAAUCCGACAAUGGUCGAUGUGGUUUUAUUUGGCUAGAGUUGUCUUCUGGAGAAUCUCCGCAUGAUGACAGAUGCAGGAAAAUUGGUAGAGUCAGAUGUGCUGUGUUGUUGCCACAAAGAUCUGAAAGUGAGAAUUUUGAAAAAGCAGAUGGUGGGAAUAGACAAUUUGGUUCGAUUCAGAUUAGCCCAUCUGCGGAUGGGCCAUGGACCAUAGUAAGGUUAAAUUAUGGUUCACCUUCAGCAUGUUGGCAAUUAGGCAAUGAUUUAGUUGCAAGUGAAGUGAGCGUAAAUGAUGGAAACAGAUAUGUCAGCAUCAGAUCCCUUGUAUCCGUCCGUAACAACACUGAUGUUACUCUAGAUUUUUGCCUCAGUCUUGAGUCUGCAAAUGGUGGAAACUUAGGAGAUGAUAAAAGGAAUGGUAGCCCAUCUCAUGGAAGUGACUUUGCAACAGAUGAGUCGAAAGUAGUUGUUGGGCCCAUACAACCUGGGGACACAGCACCUCUUCCUUUGCCUUGCCUAUCUCAGUCUGCCUUGUAUGUAUUGCAUCUAAAACCUUCAAAUUUGGGAGAUGAUAACUAUUCUUGGAGUUCUGUGGUGGAUCUGCCUGCUCAGUCACAGGAUGUGGAGAGUUCGAAAGAAGUUCGAGAAAUUUGUAUUUCAUCUCUGUCAGAGUCUGAGAAGCUCUUGUAUUGCCCCGAAACUAGUGGAAGUUCAUCAAAUAGUUCACGUGGUGUGUGGUUUUGCUUGAGCAUCCAAGCAACUGAAAUUGCAAAGGACAUUCAUUUUAAUCCAAUACAGGACUGGACAAUUGUGGUUAAGGCUCCUGUAUCAAUAACUAACUAUCUCCCUCUUAUGGCUGAAAUUUCUCUUCUUGAAAUGCAAGCCAGUGGUCAUUUUCUUUCCUGUUAUAGAGGGUUAUCUCAUCCUGGAGAGAGUGUCAACGUGUAUAAUGUUGACAUAAGAAAUCCUUUAUACUUCUCUUUGCUUCCGCAAAGAGGAUGGCUGCCAAUACAUGAAGCUGUUCUUCUGUCCCAUCCUACUGAUCCACCAUCAAAGACAAUAAGCUUAAGAAGUUCAGUUUCUGGAAGGAUUGUUCAACUCAUUCUUGAGCAUAACAAUACCAAUGAACAUUCUCUACAGCCAAGGAUCAUUAAAGUGUACUCGCCAUAUUGGUUUGGAAUUGCAAGAUGCCCACCCCUUGCUUUCAAGCUUGUAGAUAUCGGUGCUAAGAGAGUGAAGAAGAAUCCAUUGUCUUUUCACACCAAAAGGGUAAAAGAAGUCAUUCUUGAGGAAAUUACCGAGGAGGAGAUGCGUGAAGGUUAUACGAUUGCAUCUGCAUUGAACUUCAAAUCUCUGGGUCUCUCUGCAUCUAUAGGUCAAUCUGGAGGGGAGCAAUUUGGCCCUGUUAAAGAUCUUACUCCGCUAGGGGACAUGGAUGGCUGCCUGGACCUUUUUGCUUAUAAUGCUGAUGGCAGUUGUAUGCAACUAUUUGUAUCGUCAAAACCUUGCCCCUACCAAUCCAUCCCGACUAAGGUUAUCUCUGUUCGACCAUUCAUGACUUUUACAAACAGAGUUGGUCAAAAUUUGUUAUUGAAGUUCAGCAGUGAAGAUGAACCUAAGACGUUGAGGGUAUCUGAUACAAGAGUCUCCUUCGUGCACCGAAAAACAGAUGGUCCUAAUAAAAUUCAGGUGCGUGCCCAUGAUACAGAUUGGUCAUUUCCCAUUGAAAUAGUGAAGGAGGACACUUUCAAUCUGUCCUUGAAGAAACGUGACGGCACUCGAAGAUUCUUACGAACAGAAAUUCGAGGAUAUGAGGAGGGUUCUCGCUUUAUAGUUGUAUUUCGCCUGGGAUCUGUUAAUGGUCCUAUCAGGAUUGAGAACAGAACAAGGAACAAGGCCAUGAGGGUUCGACAAGCUGGAUUUGGCGAUGAUGCAUGGAUUCUUUUAGAGCCACUUUCAACAGCAAACUUUUGUUGGGAAGAUCCAUAUGGCCAAAGAGUUAUCGAUGUUGAAGUCUAUGCUGGUGAUGAUAUUGGGAGUUACAAGUUUGAUUUGGAUAAAGCAGGGCUCUCCUCAGUUGAUGAGUACUCUAGUUUAUUUCUCCAUGUUGCGAACGAAGGUGACAUCAAGGUUGUUAGAUUCGUUGAUCUUCAUGGACUACUUCCAAGAUCUAGAGAAGCGAGUGGAUCGCUAAUGCUGGAGGGGAAUCGGGGAAACACUCGUAUCCAGGCUAAGAUGCCGGACCCUGAUCAAAAAUCACCUUUGGAACUUAUAGUUGAGCUUGGCGUUAUUGGUAUUUCUGUUGUAGACCAUAGACCAAGAGAGAUUGCUUACUUCUACAUGGAGAAAUUGUUUAUUUCAUAUUCGGCUGGCUAUGAUAGUGGGACAACAAGCAGGUUCAAGCUUGUCCUUGGUUACCUGCAGCUAGACAAUCAGCUACCUCUGACAGUUAUGCCGGUCCUUCUGGCACCGGAACAGACACCUGAUGUGCAUCAUCCAGUGUUUAAGAUGACUAUAACCAUACGUAAUGAAACCCUUGAUGGUCUUCAGAUCUACCCAUAUAUUUAUAUACGAGUAAUUGAUAAGAGUUGGAGGCUUAGUAUCCAUGAACCAAUCAUCUGGGCUCUGGUAGAUUUCUACAAUAAUCUCCAACUAGAUCGCUUUCCUCAAAAUUCCCAGGUCACUCAAGUCGAUCCUGAAAUACGUGUGGACUUGAUCGACAUUUCUGAGGUAAGACUGAAGGUUUCUCUGGAGACAGCCCCUGCUCAAAGACCUCAUGGACUUCUGGGUGUAUGGGGUCCGGUUCUUUCAGCUAUUGGGAACACAUUUAAGAUUCAGGUUCAUCUUCGGAAAGUAACACAUAGAGAUAGAUUUCUGCGGCAGAGUACUGUGAUUUCUGUCAUUGGAAACCGCAUUUGGAGAGAUCUUGUCCAUAAUCCAUUACAUUUGAUUUUUUCCGUUGAUGUGCUCGGCAUGGCAAGCUCCACCUUGGCUUCUCUUAGCAAAGGUUUUGCUGAGCUCUCAACUGAUGGACAAUUCCUGCAGCUCCGCUCGAAGCAGGUGUGGUCAAGAAGGAUUACUGGUGUUGGUGAUGGAAUUGCACAAGGAACUGAAGCUCUUGCACAAGGUGUUGCUUUUGGAAUAUCUGGGGUAGUGCGGAAACCAAUGGAGAAUGCUAGGCAAAAUGGUCUUCUUGGCCUAGCCCAUGGGCUUGGACAGGCUUUCCUGGGAUUUUUGGUACAGCCAGUGAGUGGAGCAUUAGAUUUUUUUUCUUUGACUGUUGAUGGGAUUGGUGCAAGUUGCUCCAGGUGCUUAGAGAUUCUUAAUAACAAAAGAGACUUCGAAAGGACACGAAAUCCACGGGCAUUUCGUGCUGACCAUGUACUAAGAGAUUAUUCUGAAAGAGAAGCACUUGGUCAGAUGAUACUGUACCUUGCAGAAGCCAGUCGGAAUUUUGGGUGCACAGAAAUAUUCAAAGAGCCAUCAAAAUUUGCCUGGUCGGAUUGCUAUGAGGAGCAUUUUACGGUACCCUAUCAGCGCAUUGUUUUGGUGACUAAUAGGCGAGUGAUGCUGCUGCAGUGUGUGGCCCCUGAUAAGAUGGAUAAAAAGCCCUGCAAAAUAUUGUGGGAUGUACCAUGGGAAGAAAUCAUGGCACUGGAACUUGCUAAAGCAGGCCAUCCUAUCCCUUCUCACUUAAUCAUUCAUCUAAAAUGCUUCAAGAGAGGUGAGAGCUUUGUCAGAGUAAUAAAGUGCAGCAGCAUGCCCGAGGAAAGACAAUCACAAGCCGUCAAAGUCUGCUCAGUCGUAUAUAGGAUGUGGAAGGCACACCAGAAUAAUCUGAAACAGUUGCCCUCAAGCCAAAGGCAUGUCCUAUUUACAUGGAGUGAUGUAGAUGCCAGAGAAUGUCACAAACAGCACAGAGCCAUUAUCACCUCAGCUGAGAUUUCUUGUACGAGUUCUAUUUCGACCACACAAAAAUUUGUCCAGCACAGUAUCAACUUUUCUAGGAUUUGGAGCAGUGAGCGAGAGUCCAAAGGUCGGUGCUCUUUGUGCCGAAAACAGGGUUUGGAAAGUGGCGAAAUUUGUAGCAUCUGGCGGCCAGUUUGUCCUGAUGGGUAUGUCUCAAUUGGGGAUGUAGCUCGUUGUGGCUGUCAUCCUCCUACAGUUGCCUCAAUAUAUCGUAACUCUGAGGAACUGUUUGUGCCCCCAGUGGGUUAUGACCUGGUCUGGAGAAAUUGUGUGGAUGACUACAAGAGUCCCGUCUCGAUUUGGCAUCCUCGUGCGCCCGAGGGGUACUUUUCUCUCGGAUGUGUAGCUGUGCCGAGCUUUGAAGAGCCGGAGAUUGACUCUGUGUACUGUGUAGCUGAAUCUUUGUGUGAGGAGACAACAUUUGAAGAACAAAAGAUUUGGUGGGCCCCAGAUUCGUAUCCGUGGGCAUGCCAUAUUUAUCAAACGCGUAGUGAUGCUCUUCAGUUUGUUGCCUUAAGACAACCUCGUGAAGAAUCUGACUGGAAGCCUAAAAGGGUAAUUGUCGACCCACAGCGGUCGUACUAA
Molecule: messenger RNA, 12738 nt
Organism: Striga hermonthica
Lineage: Eukaryota; Viridiplantae; Streptophyta; Magnoliopsida; Lamiales; Orobanchaceae
Source: the annotation of a GenBank genome assembly